Messenger RNA from Indicator indicator, 795 nucleotides. It is a transcript of the gene EMC8, whose product is annotated as ER membrane protein complex subunit 8. The record is from RefSeq and is a predicted model, not a curated record. The coding region runs from base 1 to 612 and encodes 203 amino acids. NCBI's taxonomy places the organism in Eukaryota, Metazoa, Chordata, Aves, Piciformes, Indicatoridae. The transcript is spliced from 5 exons. Gene Ontology annotation, cellular component: EMC complex.
AUGAAGCUGACCACGCAGGCCUACUGCAAAAUGGUGCUGCAUGGCGCCAAGUACCCUCACUGCGCCGUAAACGGGCUGCUGGUGGCCGAGCGGCCGUCGGGUGCCCCGCGCCGCGACCAGGCCGGUCCCCCCUCGCUCUUCGUCGACUGUAUCCCGCUCUUCCACGGUACCCUGGCCCUGGCGCCCAUGCUGGAGGUGGCCCUCACCCUGAUUGACUCCUGGUGCAAGGAGAAUAGCUACGUGAUAGCUGGCUAUUACCAGGCCAACGAACGCGUGAAAGACGCCAGUCCCAACCAGGUUGCGGAGAAGGUGGCCUCCAGAAUCGCAGAGGGCUUUAACGAUACGGCACUCAUAAUGGUUGAUAAUACCAGGUUCACGAUGGAGUGUGUAGAGCCUGCCAUUCAUGUCUACGAGCUUCACGAGAACAAGUGGAGGUGCAAGGACCCACACAUUGAUUUUUGUGAAGACUGGGCGGAGGCGCAGCGAAUCGCCGCUUCUCUCUUGGACAGCAAGUCCUACGAGACCCUUGUAGAUUUUGAUAACCACCUGGAUGAUAUCCGGAACGACUGGACAAACCCAGAGAUCAACAAAGCUGUCCUCCACUUGUGUUAGAGGGCUUCCCAGUGACUGAGUGAUUGAUGGAUUGAUUGAUCGAUCGAUUGGCAUCCUCACUCUGUACUGAGGAGAGAAAAAUGCUAUUUUUGAAUGUAAAUAGAAUUACCAUUCAGUACUUUGUGUGGAGACCUGACUGAUUAAAAGGAGUGGCAUGGCACACUGGGGAGUGAUGUGUCCCUA